AUGGGGAUCAAACGUUCCCUCCUCCUCAUCUCCAUCUUCUCCCUCGUGGCUAUCUCAGCUUGUGCUAGACCUCCUUCAGACAUUACUGAUACGCCCGAGUCACCCGAUUCCACACCCGAAUCACCUGAUUCCACACCCGAGGCACCUGAUGAUGACUAUUCACCUAAUGCACCAGAUGAAGCAGCAGACGGUUAUGCACCUCCACCUGAAGCACCAACCCCAUCUGCAACCUUUACAAUAUUGCCCGGCGGUAGUUACCCUGAGCUCGAUCAAAUUUGUGGAGCAACCGACUACCCCAUCGAAUGCGUAAGAUUCAUUUCUCCGUACUUGAACGACAGUAUCAAAAUCGACCCACUCAACGUCCUUAAAGUCGGGAUUCACGUAGCAACUAACAUGACCAUAGAAGCCCUCAAUCUCGCUAUAAAGAUUAGGGACGACCCCAAAACCUCACCAAAUGCUCAAUCAUGCCUUCGCGUAUGCACCGAAAACUACGACUUAAUCCCCGACGGCAACGAACUCGCUCUACGUGCCAUCGAGGAACGCAACUGGAGCGAUUUGAGAAACCAGCUGAGCGGCGAUCUGACCAGCGUAAACACCUGCAUCGACGUGUACCAUGAAGGUAACUUGGCAUCACCGAUGAGGGAUAUGGAUUCAGAUCUUUUAGCUCUGCACAGAGUCCUCCUCCAUAUCGCUGUCGACAUGGUCAAGUUUUAG
Molecule: messenger RNA, 714 nt
Organism: Gossypium raimondii (Peruvian cotton)
Lineage: Eukaryota; Viridiplantae; Streptophyta; Magnoliopsida; Malvales; Malvaceae
Exons: 1
Coding region: 1-714 (237 amino acids)
Molecular function (GO): enzyme inhibitor activity
Source: RefSeq, a predicted model, not a curated record